Messenger RNA from Cavenderia fasciculata, 5388 nucleotides. RefSeq names its product cell fusion related protein (gene macA). NCBI's taxonomy places the organism in Eukaryota, Evosea, Eumycetozoa, Acytosteliales, Cavenderiaceae. The record is from RefSeq and is a predicted model, not a curated record. The coding region runs from base 1 to 5388 and encodes 1795 amino acids. The transcript has 12 exons.
AUGAUAAUAUCAUCGUCACAACAUAGAUUAUUAGUGAUGAUCGGUCAGAUUGUGAUACUAUUACUAUUAUAUAGUAGAUUAACAAUACAACAACAGCAACCUAGUGACCCAUGGUUAACAGAUUCACAGAUACAGUUUGAUACCAACAUCAUGUCUGCACAAGUCGAUCUUGUAUCAUCUACAUUUCGUGUACCUCGUAGUGGUAUUAGAUCACCAUACUUUGUAAUGACCAAUGUUAGUAAUCACAUACCAUGUGAAUCAUUCUCAACGUCUUUCAAUAGACCUUCUUACAAUACUCUAAUGAAAUUUAGUUAUAAGAUACAUAACACUCAAUCAGAGUCAUUGUACAACUAUGAAGACCAAUUAGGAUGUUUUGUAGAAUCUCAAUCCUCAUCUACGUCACCCAUUCUCCCGUCUAAUUGUCUCCCAACAUCAUUUGGUGAUUGGACAACCUCAAUGAAACGAAUCGGUAGAUGUCAAGACAACGAUUCUCCAAAUAGUUCACCGUCAGUAUAUAACCCCAAUAUUAUUUUAUUUAAUUUUAAAAAAUCAAUGUUUUCAUAUCAAUCACAGAAACAAGAAAUGUUAAAGGGACGUGAUUUUAUGCAAUCGUAUCCUAUGAUUGGCUACCAAAUGAAUGGCUAUUGGAAACAAUCUGUUGACGCCUUGAAAUCCCUAUUGUCCAACGUUGCACCAUUGCUUCAACCCUAUUCCGAUGGUGGAUCUGAUAUCCGUGCUGCCUUUACAUCGGUUCCAUCCACUGCCAUCUCAUCGACCACCCAACAAUCGAUUAUCACUCAAUCCAUCGACACUCUCACCACUCGUGAUGACAUCCUUCUCCAAAUUCAAUUAUUGGUUAAUUCAUUAUCCAAUAUUUAUGAUCCUGCUCUUUCCUCUCAAACUUCUUCCUUGAUUUCAAGUAUUUUAAAUCAAAUGAGUAGAUUAAAUAAUCAAUUAGACAAUCAAUUUAAUAUUGUCUCUCAAUUUAUUACUUUAUCCAAUUUUAAUAGUAAUACUUUUAAUUCUUUAUCCAAUCCUUCUCAAUUGAUAUUAGAAAAUUAUAUUGAACAUGCAACUAGUACAUUACUUUUAAUGUCCAUUUCAAAUGAAUUUAUUCUAAUGAAUAAUGUUUUGAAUCAAUCAAUCUCUACUACUUUUUAUCAACAAUCUUUUAACAAUCAUUUAAUUGAUGUUUUUUCAAAGAUUCAAAUACAAUUAAAAGAUAUAAACGAAUUAUUUAUACAAAAGAGUGGAAUUGAUAUGAAUCAACCAAAUGAUCCAUCUUCGACAUUUGUAAAUCAGAAUCCAUUGAUUUGUCAAUAUCUUCAGGUGUCAUCGUUGACUGGUACAUUGAAUGAUUAUGUUGGUGUGAUAUCUCAACAACCUGCAGCUGCAGUGAUAUCCAAUACACUGAGCAUGUUUGGUGAUUUGUCUACAUGUCGUGACAUGUAUCAACGUCAACAAUCGGUGGCUGUAGAGUUGGUUGUUAAUAGUAACCGUCAGUUUACUUCGUCGACGGGAUACUCGAAUGCCAAUAUUGGGACGGUGGACGUAUCGAGCAAUACUUGGUUAUUGACAUCGAUGGUUGUUGGGAGAAGCAUCUACCAACCAUCAACCUUUGCAACUGCCAAUUACUUUUAUCUUGGUGGAAAACAAGAAGAACGCGCCAAUAUCCUCAUUGAUGAGGUACGUGUGCAUACCCGUGCACUAGACUGGUCGUCGCUAGGAUACAAACAGGUGGACGAUCUCAACAAACGCUCCUGUCUAGUAUCCAAGAUGGAUGUCAAGUGUGACAGUGGUAAGUGUAUGACAUGUGACACUGGUAAAGGGUUUGUUUCGGACAAAUCAGCUUGCAAGUGUGUAUGUCCAAUUGGCAAGGUCAAUGUGGGAGGCAGAUGUGUUGAUCCAUGUCCAACUGGAAUGAUUAGACGUGCGGGAUCACUCGCGUGCGGGUGUGGAGACGGUCAGUUUUUGGUGGUCGGUGCGUCCUAUGUCACUAUUGCAUCUGCGGUGAUUGGAGGGUCCGACCCAACCAACUACUAUCCAUCCAACAACCUGCGUACUGUCGGUGUGCAAGGUGUGGCGUUUUACGAUGCAAAGGGUGUAGCUGUCACACCAGUAUCGUGUACAUCGAGUAGUCAGGAUACCACCAGCUGCGCCGUUCUCUAUGAUGCGCAAUCAUCUACCUAUUGGACGAGUGCGCAGGGUGCAGGCUAUGCAUGGGUGACCUUUACCCUUCCACCCUCGAGCAACAAAAUCUCAACCAUCUCCAUCUACCCUCUUACUACUUCCCAAACCAUGAAAGAUGUAGUUGUCUAUGUCAACGGUACAUCACCAACCUCUCCCUACUUUGGUGCAGUUGUCACGAGAAUCUCAAUUCCACUUCAGUCCAACUCGAUAUCCGUCCCUAUUCCAAUCACAGAUUUCCAGUCAAUCGCGAGUGCAAGUCAAUCACCACUUACCUUUUGUCAGUCGUGUCCAACUAUCAUGACAUUCUACGAUUAUGUCGGACAACCACAAUACCUCUACUCUCCAUCAUCCAACUUGCCACGUACAUCUAUCACUCAGUGCAUGUGUAAUGGGAAUGUUGACAGUAGAACAAGUAACACGCUGAAUAAUCCUUUAUGGACAUUCUACCCACCACGAUUUGGAUGUGCACCUCCACUCCCCACACCAACUCUGAUUGCUUCAUCUGGUAGUAAUCGUCUAGGUAUCAACCAACCACUUUCACUCGUUUCCAACAUCCAAAACCAACCAUUACCAGUCAUUGAAGAACCCAUCACAAUUCGAUACACUGUCAAUGGAGAUGAUCCCACCUUGUUAUCGUCUAUCUUUCCCUCGACCAAUACCUACACAUCAUCGCAAAUUCAAACGGUAAACAUCAAGAUUCGUGCCUACCAAGGUGUCAAUCGUAUAGAGAGUGCAGUCAGCAACCAAAUGUUUUAUUUCCUCGGUACCAUAACUUGCACUUCACAACCUCUCAAUGCAACAUCCUACAAUGCAUCAGUCACUGUAUUCAUUCAAUGUGUCACUCUACCUUCGAUGGACUCUUCACCAGCCUAUUGGAUAUUUUAUACGGUUGAUAAUAGUCAACCUACCGGAUACAGUUUACGAUACAAUAACAACUAUGGUAUUACAUUGGUACCCGAUCCUAUUGUUGGUAUCAAUCAAGUCAAUAUCAGAGUAUUGGCCAAUGUUAGUGGAUUCUUUGAACAAUACCAACAAUUCCAAUACACACUCACUCCCAAACUCCCUCCCCCACAAUUCCAACCAUUUGGAUCAAAUGAUUUCUACAACCAAGUACCCAUCACCAUUACACCACCCUAUCUUGAUGAAACUGCCACUGUCCCAACAUACUAUUCCAACUAUUCUAUUUACUAUCAACUCGUUGCCAAUGGAGUCGUUCAACCACCCGCGUUAACAGAUACAACUGGAAUCAUCUAUACUCCCUCAUCCCUAAAAUACCUAACAUGUCCAAUCCCAACAUCCUCUUGUUUUAUUCGUAUUCGUUCAAUUGGUAAAAAGAAUGAUUUAAUUUCUGAUAUUGUUGAAAAAUAUUUUAAAAUAACAUUUGAUAUUGGAUAUUUAAAACCAAUCAUUGAAAAUAAUUAUUACAAAGUACAAGAUGUAAUGGAAAUCAAGAUGGAUAAAAAUACUGAUACUCAAGGAGUUGAGACUAGAUAUGUAAUGGUUUAUAAUCAAGUUUUGGAUGGUGAUAUUGAUUGUUCAGUAUCGAUGGUUGAACAAAGUGACAGUACACUUUAUUCAGGUUCAUUUAAUUUAACAUUAAAAGGAUUCUAUUACAUUUAUGCAAGAAACUUUAAGGUAUCUGGUAGUGCAAACUUUGCAGUUGGUAGUAACCAGACGUGCAAGUUGGUUGUGUAUACUGUGCCAAUCGACCCACCAAUCAUUGAUGUUGAACCUAUAAACUAUGUUAAUAAUGGUUACUUGCUCUUGGAAAUCAAACCAAACAAUAGCAAGUUUGAACACAUCCCAUCAUUCAAAUUCCAACUCAACAAUGGAAUAGCAACACCCGACAAUUCAUUUGCAAUGACACCUGUCGGACAAACAAUACUUAAUGUAACCAUGUCACCUCAGGCAAUGGUACAACAAUUUGUAUUGUCUGUCAUUGAUUGUCCACUCGACCGAUUCAUGUGUAGUGAUGCAACAACCGUCUCGUUUACACUGAUUAAAACGUGUCAACCACCAACCUACAUUCCAAUGGCCGGUAACUAUAUCUACAACGUCUCAGUUGGUACUGUGUGUACCGAUGGAUGUGUACCGAGAUACGAGUCUAAAGGAUCGUUGCCAUCAAUCAACUCGACACUCUUCCCAUCGAGUGGUAUUCUAUUGUCGAUGAAAUCGGUCGAUCUCUACCAAUCGGCCUACCAAUUCUCAACUGCUUGUUUCCACACAACCCUUGGUGCGAGUGUACCCCGUGGCGCCCGUUACACCAUCGACCGAUACCGUCGUCCCACCCCACCAAUCAUUCACCUCGUCAACGCCAACACUCUGCUCCCCAACCAAACCGUCACACUCACAUGCUCGAUUCAAUAUACCGGUGAGACUUGCUCCAUCCAUUUUAGCAUCUUUAGAUACUAUGAACCAACCGGUCAAACACUCGACUCUGCUCCCAUCCCCAUCGAACCUAUCCCAUCAACCGCCGGACAACAAGGAUAUGCCCAUCAGUAUCAAUCAGCAUUCCAUCCCUCCACCCCACAAGUAGUUGGUAAAAUUAUCAUCAAAGCAAUCUCGGUCAUUCAAACUACUCAACUUUAUGAUUUCACCUAUUCUUCUGAAGCUUCUUUUAUUGUUGAUGUUUAUACAUUUACACCAAGAGUUGAAUUAAUUCCAAGUUUAUAUUUGGAAUCAAUGUAUUAUCCAAAUGCAGAAAUAAUAUUAAUGAAAUCAAUUCUAGAUUAUGAUUUGGAUUAUAUACCAACACUUUCGUUGGGUGAUACUGAUACAAAUAAUUCAAAAAUAUCAUUUAAUAGUAAUAAUAAUAAUAAUAAUAAUAAUGGUAGUGGAAUCAUUUCAAUUUCAUCAUUUACACAAUUCCAAACACCAAUUAUAUUAUCAUCUUCAAAUUAUAAAAUCUAUUCAUUUGUAUCUGGAAAAUAUUAUAUUCCAACUAAUCAAAUAGAUUCAUGGUUUUUAACAUAUGAUUUUGAAAAGGAAAAAAGAGAAGCUGAUGAAAAAGCAAAAAAGAAAAGAUUACAAUGGUUGGCAUUACUCGUCCUACUUGCUCCAUUGGUAGUAUUGGCCUACUUUGCAACCAAACGAGGUAUAAAGAAACAUAAAAAGGCAGCAUAUGAUUCACAUGUUAGAAAGGCUCUUAAAAUGGAUACAGAUACAGUAGCAAACAGAUACAGAUACAGUAGAAAGUAG